AUGAUGGACCGCCUUCCUCACCCCAAAAUUUUCCCUGCCCUCUUGGCCCAACUACAUAAGAGCGGAAUCUCCCAAAAGUGGAAAUUCGGUUUCCAUGUAACGACUUACCAGGGUAGACUGCCCCAAAAUACCUCUGAAUGUGACACAUGGGAAGAAUGUUUCUCGAACGGCAUCGAACAAUUCUUCAUAGCCGAAGAAAAGGCUCAAGGCUCCGAUGAUGAGAUGGCCGUUCUCCGAAAAGGGAUUAUCGAAAAAGUAAUCCCAAGACUGCUACGACCAUUGGAGACUGGUGGAAACAAAAUCCAACUAUGUUUGGUUCAUGGAGACUUGUGGGAUGGCAAUACGUCAGUCGAUGCUGAGACUGGCAACCCCCUGAUUUUCGAUGCAUGUUCAUCGUACGCACAUCACGAGUAUGAACUAGCUCCAUGGAGGCCUGUGAGACACAAGAUUGGAAUGCCAUAUGUGACAGAGUAUCUCAAAAAUUUCUCUGCAUCCAAGCCAGAAGCAGAUUUCGACGAUCGAAACGCAUUAUACUGCGUGAGAUUUAAUUUAUGCUCCUCAGCUCUAUAUCCGGGAAACCUUCGCUUCAGGAAUAUUGUGAAGCAGGAAAUGCGUGAUCUUGUAGAGAAGUUUCCACUAGGAUACGAAGGCGAUAGCAAGACGGGUACCCAGUAG
This is a messenger RNA of Penicillium concentricum, 675 nucleotides long. RefSeq names its product Fructosamine/Ketosamine-3-kinase. The transcript has 4 exons. The record is from RefSeq and is a predicted model, not a curated record. The coding region runs from base 1 to 675 and encodes 224 amino acids. Lineage: Eukaryota; Fungi; Ascomycota; Eurotiomycetes; Eurotiales; Aspergillaceae.